Leptomonas pyrrhocoris is the source of this 1081-nucleotide messenger RNA. RefSeq lists its product as hypothetical. Bases 149 to 1081 code for a protein of 310 amino acids. The record is from RefSeq and is a predicted model, not a curated record. NCBI's taxonomy places the organism in Eukaryota, Euglenozoa, Kinetoplastea, Trypanosomatida, Trypanosomatidae. The transcript has a single exon.
GCGCAACAUCGUUGUCGCACCUUCUUCUACCUGCCUCGGAAAACGAAAAAGAAAAGCACACCCCGCAGUCGCCUGACGCAGUGACGCUGCUCUCUCUCACCCUUCACCGCUCACACACACACCCACCCACACACACACAGACGCAACGAUGAGGCACUCGCUGACCCUUGCGUCGUCACCGCAGCCGGCAAAGAAGCUCUUUGUCACCGACAUCGUCCACAAAGCGGCAGAGCGGCUAGGGAGGAAGCUGGUGUGGCGUGUGGCGACGCAUCUGGAGGCGCUGCCCUCCCCUGCCCCGGCGAGCGCCGUGCGGGAGUCGUUGCGUGACCUUUCCAUCUUCCUCUCCGACGAGGACUUCGCCGCGAUGGCGCAGGCGUACGCAGCUACGGGUCGCACGGCGAACCACGAUGGACACGACGGUGCGGCGCACCACACACAGCGCAGCAGCAGCGACGGCACCAGCCCCAACAGCAGCAGCAGUAGCGCUUCUGCGGUCAACACGGCCGCCUUGCUGGAGGACCUGUGCACGCUGCCGCUGAGUCCCCGGCGACGGUACGUGCUGGACCUCGUCCUUCGUAAGCUGGACCCCAACAGCACCGGCGUCAUCUCCUACACCACGCUCAGCAGAGAAUACGAUGUGCUGCGUCACCCCGAGGUGUGCAGCGGCGCUCGCAUGGAGGACGAUGUGUUGAUGGAGUUCUUCGACAACUUCGCGCCGGAGGAUGGGAACUGCAUGGAGCAGCUGACGACGGCGGAGCUGCGGAUGUACGCCGUGGGCCUCUCCACCGCCAUGACCGACGACACGGAGUUUGAGCUGUGGUGCACGCGGGGCUUCUGCCUGGAUCGGCCGAAGCUGCAGCUGGGCGAGGAGACGGGCUGGGUGGUGGGGUCGCGUCAGCACUCCCGGCAAAGCCGUCUUCUUGGGGAAAGCCGCAAGCACCCGCUCUUCUCCACCACGUAUGAGGAGUACGGUAAGGAUGCGACGCGGGCGGAUUAUAAGCGGCCGGCGAACGGGCGGCCGCAGGAGUUCACGAAGAACGUCGUCGUGCGCACCGGGGGGACGACAUCGAUGAAUAUGUAA